AUGCAGCAUAAAUCAUACCAUUCUAGUGUUUUUGGCUUUGUCAUCGGUAUUCUUUUUACCACAUGGCUAUUGUCAAAUCGAGGAAGCCAAACACCAACAGUAUCUACUAGUUCUACUACGUCCACCACAUCCCAAGCAGUUAAAUCAACGACAUUAGCGUCUGUGAAGUUCCCCAUCGAUAACACAAACAUAGCUCGGUUUUAUGAUGAAUAUUAUAAGUAUUACGAAUUAAAUAAAGAAUGGAUGAAAAAAUCAUUUCUCGGUGUUCACUUUCUACAAAACCCGAACGAUGCUAUUACGAUUGCUGAAAUAUUACAUGAUCAAAACAUUGAUCUGGUCAUCGAGACAGGUUCAUAUCGAGGAGCGGCCGCUCUCUUUUUUGCUUCGAUUAUGUAUCAAUAUCGUUACAAUGCGAGUGAAAAGAGUAUCCGACCAUUCAGAAUCGUGACCAUGGAUAUCAAUCCCGAAGCUCAGACCUAUAUCGAUCGAUAUCCACUUCUCGCUCGCUACAUCACAUUUAUUCCACAUGCGAGCGUGUCCGAAAAAGCAAAGUCAAUCGUAAAUAGAACUUUUACCGAAUUGAAACCCUCAAAUGUGUUUAUAUCGCUCGAUGGUGAUCAUUAUGCUCAAGCUGUUUACGAAGAGUUGCUCUACUAUCAGCAGUACGCACUGAAUAUCGGUAAUUAUAUUCUUGUGCAAGACACCCGUCUAUCAAGCAAAUGGCAUACGUUAUAUUGCUCCGCGUCAAAAUACGAUGGACCUUGUAAUGGACCACACGAAGGUCUGAAUUGGUUCUUGAAAAACGAAGGCCAAGGACGGUUUGCUAUAGAUCACGGCAAGGAAUAUUUAUUUAGUACACAUCAUAAAGGAUGGGUGAAACGUACUGCAUAG
Adineta ricciae is the source of this 891-nucleotide messenger RNA. NCBI's taxonomy places the organism in Eukaryota, Metazoa, Rotifera, Eurotatoria, Adinetida, Adinetidae. The record is from the annotation of a GenBank genome assembly.